Stegastes partitus (bicolor damselfish) is the source of this 1082-nucleotide messenger RNA. RefSeq names its product upper zone of growth plate and cartilage matrix associated b (gene ucmab). Gene Ontology annotation, cellular component: extracellular matrix. Gene Ontology annotation, biological process: regulation of osteoblast differentiation; embryonic skeletal system development. The record is from RefSeq and is a predicted model, not a curated record. Lineage: Eukaryota; Metazoa; Chordata; Actinopteri; Pomacentridae.
AUGCGUGUCGCUUAUAUCCGCGGGGCUGGAGCGUCCAGCGGCAUGGCGCGGCUUCAGGCGUCAAACCCUCUGUUGUUUGUAGGAUUCAGCCUCUUAUCAGAUCUGCACGGUCACUCCCUCCCUCAUCUGACAAGCAGUCAAUAGUGCUCCAGGCUCUCGACCCCACCUCUCACAUACGUCUUACUCACCUCUCUCCCUCCUGCUCCCCUUCACUUCUCGUAUCUCUCAGCUAUUCAGUCAGAAUUAAAGAUGUCCUGGACAUACGUGACCCUCCUGGCUCUCCUCACUGUGCUUCUUGCACUUUCCUUGUCCCCAGAGGCCGACUCUGCAGCUGUGCCCAGCAGCACAGGCACUGCUAAAGAUCCACAAGGUCCUCUGAAGAGGAUCUUCAUGAAAGAGGCAGAUGCUUCAAACUUCUUCAGAAAACGCAGCAGACGGGGGGCGAAGUCCCAGGAUGAGCUCAACGCUGAGCAGAGGCAGAUUUUGGCUGCAGAUGAACGAAAGAGAGAGUUCCACGAGGAGAAGAGAAACGAGUUCGAGAGCUAUGCUGAAGAGGAGGAUGACGAGCAAAACGAGAGAACCAGAGAGAGCACCGAGCAGUGGAGGGAGUUCCACUAUGACGGGAUGCAUCCUCCCCACGAGUACAACCGUCACUCCAUCUGAGACUGGAGGGGGGCAGUAAGAGGAGAGACGUGACCCCGACAGCUGCCCGGUCUUUAGGAGACAAACAUCCUUAACUAUGAAGCGAUGCUUUUCACAAGAACAUGACUGCUAACACAGCAAAGACAUCAGCUACAGAGUGUUUGUAAUCCUGGUUCUGUUGACGCUGGCUUUACCUCCUCAGUGUGUGGCAUCCCAGAGACCCCACUGCUGUGUGUGAAGACAAUAACAAUAUAUCACUGCCAAAUGUUUUCCUUUUUCAUCAUUUUUAUGUCUUUUCUUCUAAACUUCUUAAAACACAACAUGUAGGAAAGUGUUGAAAUGGUGACCCCUCCAUUUGUCAAACCUUUGUUCAUUUAUUCGUAUUUGCCUGCAACAAACAAUUAUCACUUUAGUUUAAUCACCUGAUAAAGUGCUGCAAU